Lodderomyces pseudojiufengensis is the source of this 3174-nucleotide messenger RNA. RefSeq names its product Zcf16p (gene ZCF16). Gene Ontology annotation, biological process: positive regulation of transcription by RNA polymerase II. Gene Ontology annotation, molecular function: zinc ion binding; sequence-specific DNA binding; DNA-binding transcription factor activity, RNA polymerase II-specific. The transcript has a single exon. NCBI's taxonomy places the organism in Eukaryota, Fungi, Ascomycota, Pichiomycetes, Serinales, Debaryomycetaceae. The coding region runs from base 1 to 3174 and encodes 1057 amino acids. The record is from RefSeq and is a predicted model, not a curated record.
AUGGAAACUUUCAACUCGGAAAAUCAAAUCAAAACUAAACAGAAUGGUAUAAAAAAUCAUAAUCAAGAAGAUCCAAAUACAAAGAAACUAAUUCGUACAAAUAAUGGAGUAAGAUCUUCUCAAGCAUGUGAUAGAUGUAGAAUAAAAAAAGUUAAAUGUGAUGGAUUAAAUCCUUGUCAUAAUUGUAAAAAAGCUCAAAUGGAAUGUAAAACAUCUGAUAAAUUAACAAGAAGAGCUUUUCCAAAAGGAUAUACUGAAAGUUUAGAAAAAAAAAUAAAAACUUUGGAGAAUGAAAUUUUACUACUACAGCAAGGUCAACAAUUAUCAAAUCAAAAUCAUAAUAAUCAUAACAAUGAAAAUAAUUCAUCAAAUUUAAUUUCAACUCCCUCAAAUAAUUCUAUUAAAGAUAGCAUCCAAAAUCCUACUCCAAUACCGACAACAACAACUUCUAAUGAUAAAGUUAUAUUUCAAUCAACAAAUCAAUCUGUUCAAAUAAAUAAUCCAAUUGAUCAAAUUUUUAAUCUUGAUAAUAAAGGUAUUAUAAUAGGAAAUGAUAAUUUAAAUUUUGAAUCACAAUUUAACCAUUUAUUAAUAAAUUUAAAUUUACCAUUUUUAAAAAUUACAAAUAGUCAUAAUUAUUUAUUAAAUGAUCCUGAUAGUUAUUUAUAUAAUCCUUCAUAUACUAAAAGUAAUCAAUUUCAUAAUAAAGAUUUAGAUUUGGUUUAUAAUCCAUUAACAAGAACUGGUUCUCCUGAUAAUUUAAAUGAAUUACCAUUAGAUGUUUAUGAUUUAUUUAUAAAAUUAAUAAAUAAUUUUAAAAAAAUCCUUAAAUCAAAAAAGGAAUUAGAUAAUCAAAUAACUCAAUAUUUUUUAAAUUAUAAUAUUUUUAUACCAAUUUUUGAUUAUGAUCAAUUUAUGACAAACUAUGAUGAAUUUCAUACAAUGUAUCCUUUUAUUUUCACUUAUGAUGAUUCAACUAUAAAUGGUUUCAAUUUAUCAAAUUCAAAUGAUUAUUUUAUUGUUAAUAAAUUUUUAAUGACAAUUAUACAAAUUUAUGCAAUGAUUAUUAUGAAUAAUCCAACUAUAAAUUUAAAUUUAUUAUUAAAUCAUUCAGAUCCACAAUAUUCUAUAAGUCGAGAUAUGUCAAUAAUAAAUUCUUUAUAUGAUUUUUUACCAUAUUUUAAUGGAUUUCAAAUUUCAAUUAAUCAAUUACAAACAUAUUUGUUAUUACUUUAUUAUUCAUUAUUAACAAAUAAUAAAGAAAAAUCAUUAAUUUUAUCAUCAUUAAUUAAUGCAUUUAUUGGUAUAUUAGGUAUAAAUUUAAAUUCAAAAAAUUUAUUUUUUAAUGAUUUAGCAUUAAAUGUACAACAAAGAAGAAAUAGAGUUAAAAUUUUUUGGAAUUUUAAAGUUUUAUUAAAAUGUUUUAAUUUAAAAUUUGGUUUUAAACCAAGUUUAAAUACAACAGUUAUAAAUCCUGUUACUAUAGAUAGAUAUUUUCAAUUAACUCCUGAAAAAUUAUCUUCAUUAUUAGGAGAAAAUGAUGAUUUAUUUAAUACUUUAUUAAAACCAAGUAUUGAAUUUUUAAAUUUAAUGAAUAUUGUUAUACCAUCUUCAUUUUCCCCCAAUUAUUAUCAAUAUUUAAAGAAUGAUAAAAAGAAAAAGGAAAAAGAUCAUCAACAUAGUCAUCAUAGAUUAGAUUGGAUAUUAAAUGAAGAUGAUGGUGAUGGUAAUGAUGGUAAUUUAAAUUAUAAUUUUAAUCAAUUUUUAACAAUUGAAAAAAAUUUAUCUGAUUGGAGACAAUCUUUAAAAUCAAAAAUAUUAUCGUUAACUCCAUUUUGUACUAAUAUGGGAUUACCAAAUAUUUUAAAUAUUAAUCAUAAUAAUUUAUAUCAUGAUAUGAAUAAUGAACAACAUAUACCACAAGAAGUUAUGAUUCCAUUUUAUCAAACUGGAUUACCUGAUAUUUAUAUGGCAUCACAAUUAAUUAAAAUUCAAUUAAAUUUUCAUUAUAUUUUGAUAAGAUCAAUGAAUUAUCUUAACUUUAUAGUUGAUAAAGAUUUAAAUUUUAUAUACUACAAGGAAAUUGCAAUAAUAGCUCAAGAAGUUUUACAAUAUUUUUUAUUAAUAUUUGAUCAUGUUGGAAAAUCUCAAGAAAAAAUAAAUUCUCCAACAAUAAAUUCAAAUUCUAUAGUAAUGGGAAGUUUAGGACUUGAUGUUGAUGAAGAUGGAUUUGUUAUAAAUGAUUUUUCAGUAAAAAGAAGAAAAUCAAAUAUAAAACAAAAUCCAAUAAAACGUAUAAAAAAGGAAAUCCCCAUAUCUCCUUUUAAUUCAAUGUUAAAUGGUUUAUCAUUAACUGUUAUAAAUUUAAAAAAAUCAAUAAUUUUACAAAUGUUAUAUUUAUUAAUUGUUCAAAUGAAAUUUAUCAAAAGAAAUGAUAUCCUAAGUAACAUUAAUGUAUCAGUUUCAAAUUUAAUAAAAUCAGUAGAUUUAUUUAUUUCAAUUUUUAUAAAUUAUAAACCAGGAUUAAAUAAUAAUUCAAAUUUAUCAGAUGAUGAAAUUUAUAAAAAAUUAAUAAAUGAUGAAUUAAAAUUUGAAAUUUUAAAAUAUCAACAACAACAACAAACUCCAAUUGAAAGUGAUGAUGAAGAAGAAAACUCCCAAAAUUAUUAUAAAAAUAUUGAUUGGGAUAAUGAAAAUUUAGAUGAAGAUUUAAAAUAUUUAAAAAUUUGUAAAUUUAUAAAAUAUAAAUCUCAAUCUAUUUUAAAACAAUAUCAAUCUAUUCAAAAUCAAAAUAAUGGAAAUGGAAAUGGAUUUGUUAAUUCUAGUAUUCAACAACAACAACAAUCGCAACAACCUUAUACACAGCAACAAUCACAACAACAUCAACAACAACCUUAUACACAAGAACAAUCACAACAACAACAAUCACAACAAUCACACCAAUUACAACACCCACCACAACAACAACCACAAAAUCAAUUUCCACUACAAUAUCAACAACAUCAACAUCAUUUUACAACUCCUUCAAAUAAUGAGUUUACAAUUCAUAAUAAUAAACCAGAUAAAGAUUUUGGAGCAGCUCAUGAUUUAAUGGAUUUAAAAAAUAAUUUUUCACAAAGAAAAUCAAUAUCUAAUCAAUCUCCCAAUUCUACAAAUAAUACAUUUAUAGGAUAA